AGGGUCUCCCUCCCUGUGUACUUAAUAAUCAGUGAGACAGUUGUCAUGAGAAUGCCUCAGGAAAAUAUGCUGACCUGGAUAAAGAAGGCUUCUAUCUUUAACUGUGUUGAGAGUUUGACUGGGGGUUGUCGGAUUUUUCUAGGAUAGCUCAUCAUAGUUAAGAGCUCCUUGUGACCAGGGAGUGACUUGUGAACCCUGCCACUGACAUUCCUACUUUCUCUCACUCUUCCCAAAGACCAAAAAGAGAUGUCAGAUGGCAUGAAUAAAUCAAUCCAGCCAGAUUUCCAUCGCUUCCUCAGGACACUUUAUUGACCUGAUUAAGGAGUUCCAUCAGCACUGCAGUAAACAGUUUAUAGGUGUCCAGGAGUCCAGAAUUGAAUUUAAAAUGGAUAGUAACAUACAGGUUUUGGGGACUAGUGCCAGUCCAACGUAUUUUCAGAUACUCGCUUUGCUUCUGUGUCUCAAUUUUACAUUUUCAACAUAUAUCUGAAAAAGUCUCAGGAAUCUGUUCUCUGCAAGUUAAUCAUCCCAGAAGAGUGACAUCCCAGAACUGUGCACUGAAUCAAAUGUUUCUUCUAUGUGAGCCAAUAAAAGAAUAAAAAAGCCUGCUCAUCACCUGUAAGGAUAUGGCUAUUAUAUGGGAAUCUGAAGAGCUGUUAUAUAGCACAUCAUGAUCCAAAUGGGAAAAAAAACUAAAUGUUGUGAUGUCCCAGAAGGCCUUACAAUAGAGUAAACAAAAGGAGAAUAUUUAUGUUAACUUUUCAUUUGUGCUUGCAUAGUGGACUCCCAUGUAUUUACUGUGGACAAAUCCAAGGCAAAUAUGCAGCUAAUUGUUUGAAACAUUCCAAAGUCAUCCAUAGAGACUAACAGAUGUGGCAAAAAGAUUACUUUGUACUUAAUCUCGCUGAACUAUUGGCCAUCCGUCUGGUUGAAAGAGCAGCUGUUAAUUGUGAAUUUACAUUUUGGAUAAUCAUUAGAUAAAGACAGUCUCUCUAGAAAGAAUCAUGCUUGCUAAUGACACAUGCAAUAGGACAGAUGGUGACAAUACAGAUUUUAGGUACUUUAUUUAUGCAGUAACAUACACUGUCAUUCUUGUGCCAGGUCUCAUAGGGAACAUAUUAGCCUUGUGGGUAUUUUAUGGUUACAUGAAAGAAACCAAACGGGCUGUCAUAUUUAUGAUUAACUUAGCCAUUGCUGAUCUAUUACAAGUUCUUUCUUUGCCACUGAGGAUCUUUUACUACUUGAACCAUGACUGGCCAUUUGGGCCUGGCCUCUGCAUGUUCUGUUUCUAUCUGAAGUAUGUUAAUAUGUAUGCCAGUAUCUACUUCUUGGUCUGCAUCAGUGUGCGACGAUUUUGGUUUCUCAUGUACCCCUUUCGCUUCAAUGACUGCAAACAGAAAUAUGACUUGUACAUCAGCGUUGCUGGAUGGUUGAUUAUCUGUCUUGCCUGUCUACUCUUUCCUCUUCUCAGAACCAACGUGGAUACACCAGGCAACAGAACCAAAUGCUUUGUGGAUCUCCCUACUAGGAAUGUCAAUCUGGCUCAGUCUGUUGCCAUGAUGACUGUUGGUGAAUUAAUUGGGUUUGUUACUCCUCUCCUGAUUGUCCUGUACUGUACCUGGAAGACAGUUUUAUCACUUCAAGAUAAAUAUCCUGUUACUCAAGACGUUGGAGAGAAAAAGAAAGCCUUGAAGAUGAUUCUAACCUGUGCAGGGGUAUUCCUAAUUUGCUUUGCUCCUUAUCACUUCAGUUUUCCUUUAGAUUUCCUGGUCAAGUCCAAUGAAAUUAAAAGCUGCCUAGCUAGGAGAGUGAUUCUAAUAUUUCAUUCUGUAGCUCUGUGUCUUGCUAGUCUGAAUUCCUGCCUUGACCCAGUCAUAUACUAUUUUACCACUAAUGAGUUCCGAAGACGUCUUUCAAGACAAGAUUUGAAUGAUAGCAUCCAUCUCCAUACAAAAUCAUUUGUAAGUAACCAUACCACUUCCAACAUGGCAACUGAAUUAUGCUAGAUUUUAAAAAAAAAGCUGAAUGUGGCUUGGAAUGCAAGUACAUCAGAAUACAUUUGCAAUAUCCAAAACAAGAGGGAAAUAUUCACAGGAAGCAUUCACAUCUUUUCAGUUAUCUUCUGUCUUACCUGUUUGGGAAUACACAUCCUUGUAACACAAUCUGUUGGGAGCAUUAUGUUUCACCAUCAUUGAUGUUACCAUGUCCACAUAGUAAUUUAUCAUCAAUCUUCAAAAAUAUUAAAACCUAUAAUAUUUCAAUGAAUUUCUGUACACAACAAGAGUUAAAAGCCUUAUCUCUGAACUGAAGUCACGAAGAGACAACUAGCUUGGAGUCAGCAUAAGUCCUUAGCUAGUAUGGACAGUGCACAUCUCUUUUCAGAGGAAGUAUAGUUGUCUGUUUAUAGUAGUGAUCACAGUUUACAUUCCAACAACAUAUUUUGGUUGUAUUUCAAGUAGGAUAGACAACAUAGUAUUCUGUGUAAACAAAAUGUUAUAAACAUAGGAUCACAUUUAUCUCCCAUAUGUGAUUAUACUCAGCAGUUUGAAGAUAAAAAUAACUGUUUUCUUCACUCAGUGUCAAUGUGAAACAUCAUUUGUCCCAUAUAUUUGUUUAUUGAAACUCUGGUUUGCUUAAAUUAAUAAUAUCCUUCUGUGACUAUAUAAAAUGCUAGACUGAAUUUACCCAGGGCAAGUAGUUAUCCUGAAUCUACUCAAGAUGACACCAAUGACCUUUAGGCUGAGGAGAAAGCAGAUUUAUCACAGUCAUAGUUCUGCCUUUCUUCAAGUAUUUCUGAAGAACACUUCUGGAGAUGUAUGGGCCUGCCAAGACCAGAGAUUUUUCAUUAUGUUUCUAUAAUGACACUGAGGUAGCUCUAACAAGUUACUGCACUUACUGAGCCUAUGGAAGAAAUAGUGCACUAAUUUAUCAUGAAGUGUAAGCCAGAGUGAAAAGAUAAAGCAAAGUCAAGUAUACCAGUUAAAAUUUAUCACCACAUUGUAUUUAUUACUGCAGUUAGGUUGUUCUUGUCAUGCCAUUUUUACCAGACAGGACGGGUUUGGGUGAACUCAACUAUGUGAGCCUUGAAGCUUAUCUUGAUUUUUUUCUAGUCCAAGUUUCCCUAGUCCUACCUCCUAACAAGUGGAGAGGAUAGUUCUUUUACCUUUUGAGAAAAGUUCAAAAGAACAUUUUGGCAGCUGUGAGUAUCCUUUAAAAUACCUUACUUGCUACCCAUUUGAUAUUGUUCUGCAAGACAAACUUGGGGUUUAAGUAGUAAUUAAAUCCAAGGUUUUAAAAUAGUAGGAUACUCCAAAACAUGUUUCAGCAAAAAGCUCCAAAUUCACAAACAAGCUCUGUUUAAAAUCUGUGGCUAUAUAAUGAAGACACAUUCCAGUUUUCAUCCAGAAGGCAAUAGGAACCAAACGGGGUUUUUAUAUAUUUAGAGGAAGGAGUAGUUUAGGAACACAGUAUACUAAUAUACUUGAGGGGAAAAAAACUUGUGAAGUCAAAGUAAAUUCUAAUGCCUAAGAAUAAUGGAAGGUUUUCUCUAGACAGGCAUUGAUUUGCUUAAAUAACACCAUGCUAGGAAAAUAGCUGUGCUGCUAGCAAUAGUGUAUCAAUGUAUAUCAUAAUUAUUCACUGUAAAAUACAUGUUUUGAUGUAUGAAAUGAAUUCUAAAGGAGUGUUGCAUUUUAUUCUUAAAAAGGAUAGCUAGAACUGUGUCUUGUCUGUUUUAAACUGAUUGGUGUUUGGCGCUGAUUUAGUGUCGUAAUUGGAUUUCAAGUGAUUUGUAGAGUUAUGAAACAACUGUGAGUACUUGUAUUGAGACAAUCAUGUCUGUACUCUGUACUGUUUCCCACAUUAGUAUUAGGCACACUUUGGGGGUCAUUUUGGGAGACCAUUGAUUUAAUUGUAUUAAGAUAUUAAUUUCUUUGUAAACAUUAUUAUUAAGGGGAGAUAAAAUAUUUUGAGAAGUCAUUGACCCUCUAUACAGGAGUAAUUGAGGGUAGAAUCCAUUUAUUAGACAGCACGUAUAUAUCAUUUAGAGAGAAGAUACACAUGUUCAGUGAUUUUAUGCUGCUUAACUAAUGGGCACCCCUUCUACCUAAGCCUGCCCAUCUAGAUUUGCAGUCAGUGAUCUGAUUUAUAUUAUUAAUCCCAUCUCAUCACUAUGUUUUGCCUUCUAUCCUAUUAUCUUGUCCUAUGUAGGAAACUGAUCAACUCAUUAACACUAAGGUGCUAAUGACUGUUAGUUUAAUAAUAAUCCAUAUAUACCUAUAUAAAUUUAAAUAUAUAUGAAUAGCAGACUUUGGGACUAGGCAUUAACACAAAGUAGUGACUUUCAGUGAGGUUACAGACACUGAAGCAGAUGGUUGGAAGGGAAAUUAUUUUGUCCUUUGUGACCAAUUUCAUACAAUUUUGGUGGACCCUUUGUACUUAGAAACCAAUUGCUUACCAUUUUCAAGGUGUCAAAUUCUAAGAUAUAUGUUUAGAAAACAUUAUUUUCCAAAUAUUGCUUUUAUUUAAUAUUGGCUCUUUCCUUUCUAUAUCAGCAUCUCAUUUCCAGGGGGAAAAUCUAAACUAUGAGAGAAUUAGAGUUGCAGCUACUAUCAAGAUAGUUGCCUCCUUUUUGAAAUUUCCUUUUCCCUGGAAAAUCUUGUCUUUAAACUUUUCAUUUAUCACUUUCUGAGUUCUAUGUAAUUGAACUAUAAAGAAAAAUACAUUAAAUUAUGAUUCCAUAUCAUUAAAGAUAAAAAUACCAUAUUUCCUUUUUACAAUUGAUUAAAUUUUGAUUUAAAAAUGUGUAACUAUUCCAACAUAAACUGAAUAUGGAGUAACAUAUAUUCAUAUAAUCUUGAUUGCUAUUACUAUAUUGAAAUUGUUUAUAUGUAUUGUCACUCACUUAACCAGAAAUUUCUAUUAACUGGUAAUUUUUCCAGUCCUGGGGCUUGAACUCAGGGCCUAGGUGCUGUUCCUGUGUCUCUUUGUGCACAAGGCUACUACU
Dipodomys spectabilis (banner-tailed kangaroo rat) is the source of this 5005-nucleotide messenger RNA. RefSeq names its product G protein-coupled receptor 174 (gene Gpr174). Gene Ontology annotation, biological process: positive regulation of Rho protein signal transduction; phospholipase C-activating G protein-coupled receptor signaling pathway. The record is from RefSeq and is a predicted model, not a curated record. The transcript is spliced from 5 exons. NCBI's taxonomy places the organism in Eukaryota, Metazoa, Chordata, Mammalia, Rodentia, Heteromyidae. The coding region runs from base 1005 to 2006 and encodes 333 amino acids. Gene Ontology annotation, cellular component: membrane. Gene Ontology annotation, molecular function: G protein-coupled receptor activity.